AUGGUGCUGCAGCGAAUGCGGUUGCUCGUCGAGAAUGUGAAAGAGAUGGUUGCAGCUCGCAUGCCAGACAACUCCUUGCAGAUGCUGUUCACUGGCUUCAGGCUGCCAUCUCCGCUUGGUGACGGCUUCAGAGAUCUUGCCCGUCCAGAACUGGCAGAUUUGAGAAAGAAAACGAAAGACAGCCUGGAAACAAUUUUGCAGAAGGGCAAGCUGGACGUGAAGCAGUGCAUGAAGGACCUACUGAAGAUGCUGCCAUGUGCGGAGGCGUACCACACUCGGCUGGGUUUGGGCGUCCGUCAGAGCUGGGCUAGAGCUUCUGUUGAUUUCAAGGAGUUGAAGAAUGGCCGUGCUGCUGUCAGUCUGUACUUAAGCUUUCAGCCUGCAGAGGGUGAUGUGGAGCGGCGAUUGAAAGAUGUCAGUUGGCACGAGCAGAAAAAUCGGGCUCAUAUGCUGGGCAGCACGAUGGAAUCGCUUGUGCUGGCUAUGCAAGCACCCUCCGCCACUCAGAUCUCGAAGACCCAGGGCGGGCAGAUUAUUGCAACUACGCCGUAUUUGCCCAAUGUCCUCCGAAGAUAUGUGCAACUCUAUGGGGCACCCAGGAAGUUGAAGAGGGCAGCAAAAGUCCGUCGAGAUUCGGGGCAGAAAAGAAAGCACGAGGAUGGGGGCCCUGAUGGAAGUGAGGCUGGCUUUUUGCGCCGCCGACAUGCAGCUGUUGAGAACAUCAGUGCAGCCAGUAGCUCCGAGCGUCAGUCAUGGCUUGCAGAAGCUGGGGUGCCAGCUCCUGACCCAGAGGUUGCGGCUAGAACCCAGGCCAAGAUCAAUGCACAGCCUGACGACAAGAAGCAACCUGACAAGGUCAAUCUGUGCCACUGGGCACCCAAGCCUCGUUCCAUGGAAGCCGUCCGUCCAGGUUUUGCCUUGGUGCCAGAGCUCUAUGACUUCUCUUCUGAGUUGGUGCGGAAACUUCAGUUUCAUGGCUUUCAGGUCGUGCUGUCCGGUGGCGGUGGGAGUGGUUUGUUCACCUUCAUGGACAAGGCCUUCAAGCACUCAUCUGCUGGGCAUGUUGUUGUGGUGCCAGAUUUGCGGAGUGACUUUCGAGCUGCUGGGGCCAUUGUGGCACGUCUUGCUGGCGCCUUUUUGACGUCCGUCCCGAGCAUGCUGGCACAGAAACCCUCAGGUGUGCAGUUUGUCACGGAUGUCACAAAAAAGAAGCGUCAGGUGUAUGUGGAUGCAGAAGAUGACCGUUACCCUUUGUUGCAUGGCGUUUUGGUCCGAGCAGUCAGGCUGCCAGGCUCCAAGCUGGAAGUUCUGGCGUUACCGAAGAAGCUUGUGGCCGUGUACAAAGCUCACAAGGACAAGUUUGGUGCUCGAUCCAAGCCGUGGCUGCAUGCUCGUAUGCCUUUGCCCGUCAAUGAGGAGGAGGCUGGAAAGAUGAGGCUGAAGCAGCCAUACUUGGCAUGCGACUUCAAGACUUUUGUGGAGUUCUUGGAAGGAGGUGUGGAGAGAGAGGCUGUGUGUCCGUCAUUCGGCUCCAACAACCGCAGCUGA
Symbiodinium sp. CCMP2592 is the source of this 1548-nucleotide messenger RNA. Lineage: Eukaryota; Dinophyceae; Suessiales; Symbiodiniaceae. The record is from the annotation of a GenBank genome assembly.